AUGUCCGCAUUCCGAGUUGCGUUGAUCACCGGUGGUGCAUCUGGAAUGGGACUUGCUGUCGCAGAAGGACUACUGGCACGAAAAGGAUGGCAUGUUUACCUACUCGAUCGUAAUGCUAAAGCAUUUGAGAACCUCGACCCUGAAGUUAAGGCUGCGACUAAUUUCCGCAAUGUUCAUGUUGCGGAUUACGAUAGUCUUGCUGCAGUAUUUAAGGAUAUCUAUAUAUCUAAAGGCCGGAUUAACUUCGUGUUUGCCAACGCCGGUAUAGGGGGUGCACUGGAUUUUUAUGAGACAAAGGAUGGAAUCGACCCACCUCCAAAACCAGAUACCAGCGCCAUAGACGUUAACUUGAAUGGUGUCUGCUACACUACCUAUCUGGCCGCCCAUUAUUUCAAGUUACAAAAGCUUGAAGACGCAUCUGUUGUCAUCACAGCGAGCGAUGCGGCAUUGUAUCCUACUGUCUUCGCCCCGCUAUAUACAGCCGCAAAACAUGGUUUAAUCGGCUUUUUGCGAGCAAUCUCCCCCGUCAUGAUCACUCACAAGAUCAGAGUCAAUGUCAUAUGUCCUGGAGUUGUCCCAACACCAAUCUUGCCGCCCGAGUUACUCAAAAUAUGGCCAGAGGAAAUAAGAACGCCAGUCUCAACUGUGGUAAAUGCAGUGCUCGCUCUUGUGGAUGGGAGGGAUAUGACGGACGCAGUUGGUACGAAGGUUUCUGCAGACAAAUUAUACGGCCAGACCGUUGAGCUUAGCGUUGACAAGAUGUAUUUCCGAUCUCAACCUGACUAUUGUGAUGAAGCCUGUAAACGGGCUGCGGCCGCUGUUAACAGCUUCACUGGAGCAACUUCACUAUAA
Messenger RNA from Bipolaris victoriae FI3, 852 nucleotides. RefSeq lists its product as hypothetical. Gene Ontology annotation, molecular function: oxidoreductase activity, acting on the CH-OH group of donors, NAD or NADP as acceptor. Gene Ontology annotation, cellular component: cytoplasm. The record is from RefSeq and is a predicted model, not a curated record. The coding region runs from base 1 to 852 and encodes 283 amino acids. The transcript is spliced from 3 exons. Lineage: Eukaryota; Fungi; Ascomycota; Dothideomycetes; Pleosporales; Pleosporaceae.